Spodoptera frugiperda (fall armyworm) is the source of this 2072-nucleotide messenger RNA. RefSeq names its product lipase 3. Lineage: Eukaryota; Metazoa; Arthropoda; Insecta; Lepidoptera; Noctuidae. Gene Ontology annotation, biological process: lipid metabolic process. The transcript has a single exon. The coding region runs from base 42 to 1466 and encodes 474 amino acids. The record is from RefSeq and is a predicted model, not a curated record.
CCGCAGCGGCUCGCGCACAGUCACAACCCACACGCAUCAGCAUGCACAUCGCACUGCUCCUAGUUACCCUGAGCGCAGCCUCAGCCGCGCCCAACUCUUGGUCCCUGGUUCCAUCAUUCAACAGCUUCUUCAAAGAACAAGGUGACAAUGUGGUAUCCUGGUACAACGACGCUGCCAACAUGAAGGACUCCGUCGAGAACUACGUGGAGGAACAGCAGCGGAUGUUCAAGGACAAGUUCAAUGACUAUGUCGACGAUAUCCAAGAAAACGGAAGACACCUCGUGGAUUCUACCUACAGCUCUAGGGAAUCUUCCCUGCUGGACAACCCGGACAUAAUACUAUCAGUGCCAGGAAUAAUCACCAGAAACGGAUAUAUAUGCGAGACACACACUGUCAUUUCUCAAGGAUAUGUUCUCAAUAUGCACAGAAUCCCACGGUCCAGAAGUCAUUCGGAUGUCUCCCCGAAGACCGUUCUCCUACAACAUGGUUUAUUCGCAAGCUCUGCUGAUUGGAUCAUGAACGGGCCUGGCAAAGGACUCGCCUACGUCCUAGCUGAUGCAGGCUACGAUGUUUGGAUGACCAACAUUAGAGGGAACCGGUACUCUAAGGAUCAUGUUUGGUACAAGACGAAUUCACAAGAAUAUUGGGACUUCUCUUGGCACGAAGUGGCAUUGUACGAUGUUCCAGCAGUUAUAGAUUACAUUAUGGAAAUAAAAGGCACCGACACUAAGAUCAGCUACAUCGGCCACUCAAUGGGAACUACUAUUCUUUUCGCAAUGUUGACUUUGAGGCCGGAGUACAACAACAUCCUGACGGCUGGGUUUGCGUUAGCUCCUGUGGUGUAUCUAUCUGACAUGAAGUCGCCGCUCAAGUCUAUGGCACCAAUUGCCAGUAACCUGGCAUACAUCGACUCACUGCAAGGUACUUACGAGUUCAUCCCCAAAAACUCAGCGCUUGGUCAGAUAUCGAGCACAUGUAGCGGAGAGAACAUGGAUUCGUUGAUUUGCAAGAAUAUUGUAUUCUACUUGUGUGGUUUUAAUGAAAGGCAGUUCAACAAGACCUUGCUACCAGUUUUCCUGUCACAUCUGGGUACAGGAACAUCUUGGAAGACAGCGGUACACUUCUCGCAAGAAAUACUUUCUGGAAAAUUCGCGCAGUUUGACUAUGGAUACUGGAAAAACUGGAGAGUUUAUGGAACUCAGUCACCUCCUGACUAUGACCUGAGUAAGGUAACUCUUCCGAUCAAGUUGUUCUGGUCUAAAAACGACUUGCUAUCAAGUGAGAAGGACGUGCAGGCACUUUAUGACAAGUUGCCUGUGAAGCCUGACAUGUUCCUGGUUCCUGACGAGAAGUUCAACCAUUUGGACUAUUUAUGGGCGAUUGACGCACCCAGGCUAUUGAAUAAUGAGAUCUUAAGUUCGCUGGAGGCGCACAUGCCUGACUAUUCAUUUACUGUGAGAUUUUGAGGAGAUACCGGUUAUGACUGGUUUAAAAUUGCCGAUCAAGGUUUGACAUCAUAGAACGAAGAUACUUUUUAAGUUUCUCAGCGUUUUUGAGACAGAUUUUUCUGCAGUUUGGAUACUUACAUUUUAUCAUUUUGAGAAUUAUAUGUAUGUGAGCUGCAUGAAUUGAUUUAAUCUGAAGUCAAGAAUCGUCUGGAGAAUAUAUUAUCGCCUUCACAUUCUGAUUACCUUCUAACCACGUGUUGUAUUUCUGUUCUAAUUUCCUUCUACAAAUAAAAGUGGAAACGAAGUAAACUCGAGGAGACCUUCAUUGGAGGUUACGCGUACCAAGGCGCAAGGGUAUCGGCAGGAAGGCUAAACAUGGCUUCAACUUCCGGCUAUGCAUUUAUACUGAGUAUUGAUAAGUCUGUGAUAUAUUUAGACUAAUUUGCGAAUGUUUACAAUGAUUUUCUUGGAAUGCCUUGACCUGAUUUAGAUGGAUAAGAGUCGAGACUACGAGAGGUCACGCCUAUUGCUUAGAUAAUUAUUUAUUUGUAACAGUUGUGUCUAGGAGGAAGUUGUGUAAUUAAUAAUUAAGAGUUGUUAAUAAAUUAUUUUUAUUUUGUAAUA